Molecule: messenger RNA, 2489 nt
Organism: Pyrus x bretschneideri (Chinese white pear)
Lineage: Eukaryota; Viridiplantae; Streptophyta; Magnoliopsida; Rosales; Rosaceae
Product: glucan endo-1,3-beta-glucosidase 8-like
Exons: 2
Coding region: 857-2305 (482 amino acids)
Biological process (GO): carbohydrate metabolic process
Cellular component (GO): plasma membrane
Molecular function (GO): hydrolase activity, hydrolyzing O-glycosyl compounds
Source: RefSeq, a predicted model, not a curated record
CGCGUGACAAAAUCAAUUUCUAGCCGUUAGAGUUGAGGAGCUCCCUCUUUUCCCCUUCCCCUCGAUUUGAAAAUUGAAAAGUCUGUGACGGACAGACAGACAGACAGACAGACACUCUCCAGGAGCCCAGAACCAGAAAUUGGGUUUUUACCUUGUCGUUUCAUCAUUUGGAUUUUUAUCCUCCUUUACAAAAUUCUUGGAAUUUCUGACCAUUUUACUUAUGCGGGUUUUGGGGUUUUGAAUUUGAUCAGAUUCAUAUAUAUAUAUAUAUAUAUUGAUUGCGAUACUUGCAUCUGCAUAAGGAGAGAGAGUAUAACGUCGGUCUUUGAGUGAGGGUUGUCUAUCAGCCAGACAAGCCAAAGCCAGGUGGUUGUGGGUGUUCUCACUACUCUGGAUUGGAUGUCACUUUACUAAAACGUGUGGAGUGGUAACUUCCCUCUAUACACCCUCCCUCCCUCCCUCCCCCACUAACCCAUCUUCUUCUUUACUAUUAUUAUUAUUAUUAUUAUUAUUCUCAUUCCUCUUCAGCUUUCCCUUUUUCCCCUUCCUAAUAUUGGGGAUUGGAUUGGAUCGGAUCGGAUCGGAUCGCCCUCUUUCUCCACUACCCCCAUCUCAGUUUUCGUGGGAAAAAUAAAAUCACUGGAAUAUCGCCGAUUCUCCGACCCACCUGCAACUUUUCCCUCUUUUUUCUCUUCAGUUAGCAUAAAGGAAACUUCUUUUUUCCCUCUUAAUCUUUCAUCUCUUAUUUAUCUUCCUAUUUACACUAUAAAGCCUUUUGCUUUUGUUCCCUUCCCUCCUCCCCUGCCUUUUCGAUAAACCCACAAUUUUCCCGUCAAAAGAAAAAGGAAAAGAAAACAUGGAAAGGAUGAUGUGGGUUUUGGUUGUGGUGGCUGUGUUGUGUGUUUGCAGUGGUGUGGAAGGUCUUGGUGUGAAUUGGGGAACGAUGGCAACCCACAAGUUGCCGCCGGAGACGGUGGUUCAGAUGCUAAAGGACAAUGGGAUUCAGAAAGUGAAGCUUUUCGAUGCAGAGGAGUCGACCAUGAGUGCCUUGGCUGGCAGUGGUCUUGAGGUCAUGGUUGCCAUUCCUAAUGAUCAGCUUGCUGUCAUGACCAGCUACAAACGUGCCAAAGAAUGGGUCCGCCGCAACGUCACCCGCUACAAUUUCAACGGAGGAGUUAACAUCAAAUAUGUAGCAGUUGGGAAUGAGCCUUUCCUCACAUCGUACAAUGGUUCAUUCCUGAAUGUUACGUUGCCAGCACUUCAGAACAUUCAAAAUGCCCUUAACGAAGCCGGAGUUGGAGAUUCGGUAAAGGCUACUGUGCCCUUAAAUGCUGAUGUCUACAACUCACCAGAAAACAACCCCGUGCCAUCUGCAGGAAGGUUCCGGACUGAUAUUCUUCAACUAAUGACCGAGAUUGUCCAGUUCCUAGACAAAAAUCAAGCGCCUUUCACAAUAAACAUCUACCCUUUCCUGAGUUUAUAUGGCAAUGACGACUUCCCAUUCAACUAUGCCUUCUUUGAUGGGGAUACCAAUCCCAUUGUUGAUACAGGCACUGGGAUUCAGUACACCAAUGUUUUCGAUGCUAAUUUUGAUACCUUGGUCUCUUCCCUGAAAGCAGUGGGAUUUGGGAAUAUGCCCAUUGUGGUUGGGGAGGUGGGAUGGCCAACGGACGGGGACAAGAAUGCCAAUGCAGGUAAUGCUUUGAGAUUUUAUAAUGGGCUUCUAACAAGACUUGGAACCAACAGAGGCACCCCACUGCGACCUGGAUAUAUUGAAGUUUACUUGUUUGGACUUAUUGAUGAGGAUGCAAAGAGCAUUGCUCCAGGAAGUUUUGAGCGUCACUGGGGAAUUUUCGGUUAUGAUGGACAGCCCAAGUUCCCGGUCGAUCUUUCUGGUCAGGGUCAGAACAAGUUACUAGUGCCUGCAAAGAAUGUGCAGUAUCUUUCAAAAAAAUGGUGCAUGUUUAACCCGAACGCCAAAGAUGUGAGCAAACUGGCAGAUAACAUAAACUAUGCUUGCACCUUUUCGGAUUGCACGGCAUUGGAAUAUGGUUCUUCUUGCAACAAUUUGGAUGCAAACGGGAAUGCUUCGUAUGCGUUUAAUAUGUACUACCAGGUUCAGAAUCAGGAUGAUCUGUCGUGUAACUUCCAAGGUUUGGCUACGUUGACGACACAGAACAUCUCACAAGGGAAUUGCAAUUUCAUAAUUCAGAUAGCAACUUCAUCUGCAUUUUCUCUAACACCGUCCUCCUCCUUAUUCGUAGCAUUGCUAGCUAUGUUACUGUCCGCUUUGCUGUUGCUGUAGGAUUUUGUAGAUGGCUCAGAUGUACUAUUUUGUUUUUCUUUUGCCUGGUGCAUUCUUCUGUGGCCUUGUGGGAUUAUUUUGGUUUCACGGAUCAAUUUAAAAAAAAUUGAUAUCUUAAAGCUUCAAAUUCCGCCUUGUAUUUCCAGACCCAUAAUAAUGCAUAUUGUUAUCGGAUUUUCUGUUA